AUGAAGGACCAAACUCUCCCAUCCUCCUCCUAACAUGACGCCUAAUUAUUCACCCUCCAGCAGGCACGCGCUCAGAGGUCUCACCUCACACACGCAGCUGCAUUCAGUCCGCGCGCACACCUGUGUGAAUGUUGCUGUAUUGAUAAGGCAGCGUUAUAAGUGUGAAAGGGAAGGUGAGAGGUGUUCGGUUCCUAAUCCUCUUAGCAGCAUUAUGCUGAGCCUCGUUCAAACCCUGACAUGCGAUGCGCUCCUGUAGCUCCUGUAGCUCCCCAAAGCCCGGACUCAGCAUCUCUGCGUCCCUUACGCACAGCUGGAGGGACGGUCCGCGGCGGCGAGGGGGCGAGCAGCCGACGGUACAGUCCUUCCACAGGUUGAAGCCGCCGCCACCUCCUGUAGAAGAUGAGACACACUGUGUGUAUGUGUGUAUGUCUCACCAUCUACGGCGUCCUCCUGCCACACCAAACUGCUGGAAGCUUUAAGGAAUAGCGAUGCAUCCGACAUAACGCUCUGUUGGGAGUCGAGACCACGAGGGCAAUGAAUGCACACCCGCCUCUGAGGAGGAGACUCAGGCGGGGUCGCCUCCUCUUCUUCAUCUCAGGUGUGCUGCUGUGUCUUGUCUACACUCUGACUCUGAAGGCCGGGCCGCAGGAGCUGCCAGGCGCCAUCCAGACAGGUGAUGAUGUCAUGGAGGUCAACAUCAGGAAGGUUAGGGCGUCCAAUGAGACGGAGGAGGACGAGGUGGUGUCACCUGAGAGCUCCGAACCUCCUCAGGUGUUAGUCGUGAAUAGAACGGAUAUUGAACAGUGUAUCUACGUAGAUCCUCAACCACCCCAGCCUCCUCCACCUCCAACCACACCUCCUCCUCCUCCUCCUCCCCCUCCACUCCAGCCCCCUCACAGGAAGGGGGACUUUCCUGAGGACCUCUUCACGGUGGAGCAGCGUAAGCAAGGAUGGGUGGUGCUUCACAUCGUAGGUCUGGUCUACAUGUUUGCAGCUCUGGCCAUCGUCUGCGAUGAGUUCUUCGUCCCCGCUCUGGAGGUCAUCACCAGCAAGUUGGAGAUCUCUGAUGACGUAGCCGGGGCAACCUUCAUGGCAGCCGGAGGAUCUGCCCCUGAGCUCUUCACCUCCCUGAUCGGAGUCUUCAUCUCCCGCAGCAACGUGGGCAUCGGCACCAUCGUGGGCUCGGCCGUCUUUAACAUCCUGUUCGUGAUCGGGAUGUGUGCAAUCUUCUCCAGAGAGAUGCUGCACCUGACGUGGUGGCCGCUCUUCAGAGACGUCACCUUCUACAUCCUGGACCUCAUCAUGCUCAUCGUCUUCUUCCUGGACAACAAGAUCCUGUGGUGGGAGAGCAUGCUGCUGGUGUGCGGCUACAUCAGCUACGUCAGCUUCAUGAAGUUCAACAGUCAGAUCGAGAGGGCGGUGAAGACACAGAUCAACAAACACGUCAGCAUCGUCAAAGUGUGGACAGCAGAGGAGCCUGAGAAGGAGAGUGAAGCUCCAUCAGCUCCUCCUCUUUCUCCUCCUGCUGCUGCUACUCCCUCUGCUGCACCAAAAUCUGAGGAUGGAUCCAAACGAGAGCCUGAACCACUGGUCACCCCACAACACAGCAGAUAUCCAGGGGAGGACAAAACAAGACUCAGGGUUCGUCCUGUCCUGCAGAGAGGCGGCAGCACAGCCUCCCUCCACAACACCUCCCUGAGGAGCACCAUCUUCCAGCUGAUGAUCCACACACUCGACCCUCUGGGGGAAGAGUCAGCCCUCAGAGGGGCCCAGAAAACCCCCGGCCCGAGGAAAGCCAGGACAGAGACAUCUUUUAAUGGUGAUGUCAGAGGGGAGGGGUCAGUACAGAGGAAAGCAAAGAAUAAAGUCAAACCUCUGAACGUCCCGCUCUCCGGGAAAUUACAGAGCAAGUCUCAUCACCGCCGCUCUGAAGAUGAUCCAAAGACACACGCUGAGCUGUCUGACGCAGCAGGGGGCGCUGCAGUGGAGCCUUCCACCUCACAGAUCCAAAAGACUGAAGAGACACGAGAGAGGACAGCUGGGGAGGCAAACGGGUCAAAGACGGCUGCUGGGGGGUCAGAGGGCUCAGGGGGAGGGGCUGAGGAUGACAGCGGUGCUGAGGAGAGGAGUGACACCAGCGGGAGUGAAGAUGAUGAUGAAGACAAGGAGGAAGAAGAGAAGGAGGAAGAGGAGGAGAAUGAACCGUUGUCUUUAGCGUGGCCUGAAACCAGAAGGAAGCAGGCGACGUAUCUGAUCCUGCUGCCCAUCGUGUUCCCGCUGUGGCUCACACUGCCCGAUGUCCGAAACCCGACGUCCAAGAGAUAUUUCAUCAUGACUUUUAUCGGCUCCAUCCUGUGGAUCGGAGUUUUCUCCUACCUGACGGUGUGGUGGGCUCAUCAGGUGGGUGAGACUGUGGGCAUCUCAGAGGAAAUCAUGGGCCUGACCAUUCUGGCAGCCGGGACGUCGAUCCCCGACCUGAUCACCAGUGUGAUCGUUGCUCGGAAAGGAUUAGGAGACAUGGCCGUGUCCAGCUCUGUGGGCAGUAACAUCUUCGACAUCACUGUAGGUCUGCCGGUCCCGUGGCUCCUGUACACUCUGCUACACAAAGGCGACCCGGUCACCGUCAGCUCCAACGGCCUGUUCUGCGCCAUCGUGCUGCUCUUCCUCAUGCUGCUCUUCGUCAUCAUCUCCAUCGCCGCCUGUCGAUGGAAAAUGAGCCGGAUGUUGGGACUCACCAUGUUCGUACUGUACUUUGUGUUCCUGGUCCUCAGCGUCAUGCUGGAGGACCGCAUCCUCACCUGCCCCGUCUCCAUCUGAGAAGAUGGGAUGAGGCUGACGGUGAACACUAACGCUGUAAAUGACUCCGGACAGGAUCAGUGAUCUCUGUGGAAGAAUAAAGUCUAAAGACAAGAGGCUGACCUGACUCACUGCAGAGACAUGAGACUAAACAAGCCGUCCAGUCUCAUGUUUGCUCCACCCUUCAUGAAGCUUUCUCGUAACAAGUCUCUGAUCCUCAACCUUUUCCAGCUGCUUAUUUGUGAUACCCUUGAUGUAGUCCACAUUUUUUAACUGAGUCCAAAUUACUCCAUCUUCAUCAUACGCUGUUCUGCUCUUAACCCCCACUCCUGUUUAAUUUGAGUUCCUGAAUUUAAGGUAUGAACUCUUCAGGAGGCGGUUGCUACAUCCACGGUUUAGCGGUGGCAUAAGCAAGAAAGGGCUGAAAGUCUGUAACCAAUGGUGGCAGGAAAAGAGAUCAACAUGGAUGCAGCUUUAGCAGGGGUUUUAUCAGAACUGGACAUUUCUGCUUGUCGAGUUCUCGUUAUGCAGUUCACUUCUCGGCGGCACUGACCUACUAUGUGACCCAUGUUCCAUCUGUUCAUAUGGAGGAGGCGGCGAGGGUGCUCCAAAUGUUUUGGCUUCAGCUUUUUCUACAGUCUAUGAUUCCAAGAAGUGUAUAUGUUGUUAUUCUUGAAGAAAAGACAGCGUGGGCCUCUUCUCUUAGUUUUUUUUAUGUACUGGCAGAGGAUUUGUUUCAUGUCCCCUGUAAGAAUUAACUCCUUUAGACCUUUUCUACAAACAUUUUGGUCCAAAAUCACCUCUAGAAAAGAACCCCGACUCUUAUUUCGGAUUUACCAACAACUGCUGAUAGCUGUUUUUGAAAGCUGAUAUAGUUUGACUUUGAACUGCUGAAACUAUCUUUAACUGAGUGGUUAUAAACAACAAAAUUAUGACAGUAAUAAAACCAGAAAACACAAUACAUCACUACUAACUCCUUUGGCAACACGUCCAAGUAACUCGUUAGAGUUUUCCUUUAACUGUUAAGCUGCUCAUAAAGCCUGGGCUGACUUUGUUGGAGAACUUAAUUUAUUUCGUCCAUCCUCUCCUGAAAGUUCAGACUCAGAGCUGAAAUCUAAAACAGGAUGCAUUUUCCUGCACCAAACAUUCUUCAGACUUUGUUUUAUGUUAAACCAAACUAGUGUUUGUUCAUGUUUUGUGUAUAGAAGGAUGUUGUGUGGAAAAAACAACAAAUUGUCAACAUUAUAACGGUGUUUGAGAGACGGGGGCGCCGCCAGGAUUUUUGUGUCCUGUGAAAAAAAAAAUCACCUCUUUACUACUGCAGAGGUCCCCUGUCAGUCACAUGUGGUGCCCUGUAUGUGUGUGUGUCAGACUGUGUUAGCUGUAAGGUGAUCCUCACAGGUGUCAGUGUUACGGUCUUGUUAAAUACUCUUGUUGGAUUGAAGUGGAUGCAAACGUGUAUUCUAUUGAUAUUUCAAAUUCAAAGUCCAUGCUGCAAUAAAUUAUUUUUUUAAG
Notolabrus celidotus (New Zealand spotty) is the source of this 4311-nucleotide messenger RNA. RefSeq names its product sodium/potassium/calcium exchanger 1-like. Gene Ontology annotation, cellular component: membrane. The transcript is spliced from 12 exons. Bases 535 to 2817 code for a protein of 760 amino acids. Gene Ontology annotation, biological process: long-term synaptic depression; calcium ion transmembrane transport; intracellular calcium ion homeostasis. The record is from RefSeq and is a predicted model, not a curated record. Gene Ontology annotation, molecular function: calcium, potassium:sodium antiporter activity; calcium channel activity. NCBI's taxonomy places the organism in Eukaryota, Metazoa, Chordata, Actinopteri, Labriformes, Labridae.